Etheostoma spectabile (orangethroat darter) is the source of this 2118-nucleotide messenger RNA. RefSeq names its product adenylate cyclase type 5-like. Bases 1132 to 2118 code for a protein of 328 amino acids. Gene Ontology annotation, cellular component: plasma membrane. Gene Ontology annotation, biological process: adenylate cyclase-activating G protein-coupled receptor signaling pathway. The record is from RefSeq and is a predicted model, not a curated record. The transcript has a single exon. NCBI's taxonomy places the organism in Eukaryota, Metazoa, Chordata, Actinopteri, Perciformes, Percidae. Gene Ontology annotation, molecular function: adenylate cyclase activity.
GGCGGCCCGCAGGAAGCACACUUGGUUGAAUGGCCAUUAAAGCAGCAAUCAGCGGUAAAUGUGUUUUGAUGCCACGCUCCAAACACGCACCGAACCGAAUGUCCGAGGCUACGGGAGCACGCUUUGGCACCGUGUAACAACUUUGUGAAAUGCUGCCGCUGCACGACUGCGAAAUCGCACUGUGCGGAGUGUGGCUACAGAUCUAAUCAGGAGUCGCUCUCUGGGGAUUUGAACAUUGAUGGACAGCUGUUGGGACAUUGAUUCGGGGCAGAGGUUGGCGAUCAAUUGACCGUGCGGCAACACAGGCUAUCGCCCACCAUGGACCAAGUAGCUGUUUUCUGUGGCUGCCAGAGGGGGAAGAGGAGCGGCUGAGUUUUCUCCUCUGUGUGGGAAGAUCGUGAUGAUGCUUUCUGGCCAAACGUGAUGCUCCCACCGCCGUCCAGGCUGCAGUGUUUGGUCAGUGCUGUUGCAUCAGGACUUGAGGGGACCUAAUAAGAACGGUCAACAUGGGAUUCACCUUUUCAAUUCCCUUCAUCUUCGUAUUUUCCGGACACGAACCGUUUAUACCAGUAGAUGAACAUGUCAGUAUAGAUGUCACGGAUUCACAGCGUGAUUGAUGGUGUUGCGCUAUGAUCUCUGCAGUCCGUGUAAUGGUUUGUAUUGCAUCUACAGCGCGCGCUGCCGUGCAACCUCUCCAUGGAUGGUAGUUAAUUGGCUCCAAUGAUGUAGACCUCAAUGCACAUGGGUCUAAUGUUCCAUCCUCUCGUGGCAAAACUGGCUCCUCUGUGAUAACUGAGCAUGUUCAAUUGUUUUUAUUCCCAGAGCUUUCCACCUCUUCUGGUAAUUGCUUUGGAUGAGUUUUUUUUUUUUAUUUAUUUUUUUUUUUUAAAAAGACUUUGUAGAAUGAAUGUUUACCUCUAAAAGUGAAGGAAUUAACCGGUAGCAGUAAAGCGCACAGGCUGCUUCAACCGUGACCAACUAUGGAAAAACCAACUUAUGACAGACAUUUAAUGCGCCUUAUCUUUGGGACUUAAUUGUUUCCGGACAUAAUUUCUCAGUGGAAAACAAAACGUUUCCCACAGUGUUUAUUUGUAGUGGUACUUUUCUGUCUCUGCCUCCUUGUUCUCCACUAUGUCAAGAUCAAACAGUGUCAGCCCACCCGGAGUCGGUGCGCCCGGGUUGAGGGGAGGGACCGAGCACAGAUCAGCUUGGGGAGAGUCCGAGUCCGUGGCCAACGGGUGCCCAUACUCGGCCAGUUCUCCGCGCAAGAAGCUCACCCGGGCCAACAGUCGGUGGAGAGAAGAGGAUGAUCUGGACCAGCGGCAGCCCGGGCGAGCCACAACGACCGUCAGCAGGGUCAGCUUCAGGUCCAGGUCUGCUUGGCAGGACCAUGGCGAGGAGAGCCGUGACAAAAACCGCGCGUCCCCUAAACGUCCAGACGGCGAGGUGAAACCCAAGUCGGUGGAGCUAGGUCUGGAGGAGCAGAGAGCCAAGCCGAGGACCGAGGAGGUCAUGCCCGAAGUGAACUUUUCUUUAGUGGCGUGCUUCAUCAGCGUCAUGCACAUUUUCAAAUCCAAGAAAUUCCACUCUGAUAAGUUGGAGCGUCUCUACCAGCGCUACUUUUUCCGUCUUAACCAGAGCAGUCUAACUAUGCUCAUGGCAGUGCUGGUGCUGGUCUUCACGGUCAUGCUAGGCUUCCACUGCUCCAGUGGAUCAGCCAGGCCGAGCAUAACUUAUGUGGUGGUAUUUUCCGUGGCCAUCUUCCUAACACUCGUUCUGAUGGGGGUCUGCAACAGGAACGGCUUUCACCAGGACCACAUGUGGAUUGUGUGCUAUGUGGUCAUCCUGUUGGUGCUGGUGAUCCAGGUGGUCGGAGUGCUGCUCGUGCAGCCCAGAAGUGCAUCAGAGGGGAUCUGGUGGACCGUGUUCUUCAUCCAUGUCAUUUACACUCUGCUGCCCGUUAGGAUGCGCGCCGCAGUCAUCACUGGAGUUAUCCUUUCCGCAAUCCACGUGGCUGUUUCUUGGAUGCUGCAACGCGUGGAUACGGCGUUUCGGGACAACAGGAUGGCUAUGUUAUCUUUAGUGUUGUAUGUCGAGCUGCGCAAUCACACGCAAUAA